Messenger RNA from Aspergillus luchuensis, 366 nucleotides. RefSeq lists its product as uncharacterized. The record is from RefSeq and is a predicted model, not a curated record. NCBI's taxonomy places the organism in Eukaryota, Fungi, Ascomycota, Eurotiomycetes, Eurotiales, Aspergillaceae. The transcript is spliced from 3 exons. The coding region runs from base 1 to 366 and encodes 121 amino acids.
AUGGAUAACGCUAGCCAUUGUUCACGCGAGGGCAGCAGCCAUUGUGUGCCUCAGAAAGCAGUGGUUAUUGGUCUUUAUGGAAUAUCAGGGGUGGGCUCCGCUGUUAUUGCCGAUAUCGUACCUGGUGGACUUGAGGCCUUCCAGUCGCUAGAGGAAGGAGAAAAAGCCUGCUGGCGCAAGCAGGCCAUCGAAACCAUCAGAAGAACGUCGAUCGAGACGAGAAAGAUUGCCGUCGUCACCGGGCAUUUUAUGUUUUACUUGUUCGGAACCUUCCCUAGCCUAGGAACACGGCGUCAUUCGGUUGACUUCACAGUGACUUGUGGUCUGUGGGAGGGGCAACAUGUUUGUGUGCUGUGGCUCCACUAG